Cajanus cajan (pigeon pea) is the source of this 2284-nucleotide messenger RNA. Its product is annotated as putative inactive receptor kinase At5g58300. The record is from RefSeq and is a predicted model, not a curated record. Gene Ontology annotation, molecular function: ATP binding; protein binding; protein kinase activity. Lineage: Eukaryota; Viridiplantae; Streptophyta; Magnoliopsida; Fabales; Fabaceae. Gene Ontology annotation, biological process: protein phosphorylation.
CAUUUAUACAUUUUCCAUCACUUACACACUCCCCAUUGUGGCUUCCACUUCCAACUUGCUUUCCCUUUCUCCUGGUUUCAAGGGAAACAAGUGGAGUUAUUGAAACCACACAACCAGUUACUGCCUCUCAUCUCAGGCACCUUGGUUCAACCACAAAACUUGAUGAUGCUACAAUCCUACUUUACCACAAUAGCAAUUUUUCUUCUCCUGCUUGUGUUUCCUCGAACUAAAGCUGAUCUACAUUCAGAAAAGCAAGCACUCCUUGACUUUGCUGCUGCAGUUCAUCAUGGUCCAAAAGUGAAUUGGAACUCUAGUACCUCAAUCUGCACUUCAUGGGCGGGAGUUACAUGCAAUCAUGAUGGUUCCCAUGUGCUUUCUGUAAGGCUUCCAGGUGUUGGAUUGCGAGGUUCUCUCCCACCAAACACACUUGGUAAGCUAAAUGGCCUCGUUAGUCUCAGUCUUAGGUCCAACAGCUUGAGGGGGAACCUUCCAACUGAUCUACUUUCACUUCCUUCUCUAAGAUUUAUAUAUCUUCAACACAACAACUUCUCAGGUGAUAUUCCUGAUUAUCUGCCACCCCGGCUUAUCUUUCUUGAUUUGUCCUAUAACUCUUUCACAGGAAAAAUUCCAGCCUCAAUCCAAAAUUUGACACAUCUAAUAGGGCUAAACCUCCAAAAUAACUCUCUCACAGGAACUAUUCCUGAUGUUAACCUUCCUAGCCUUAAGGAUUUGGACUUGAGCUUCAACUACCUGAAUGGUUCUAUUCCUUCAGGUCUUCGUAAGUUUCCUGCCUCCUCAUUUAGAGGGAAUUUGAUGUUAUGUGGAAUACCUUUGAAGCAAUGUUCUUCAGUUUAUUCCCCUACUUCCACAUUGUCUCCACCAACAGUUUCCAAAAGACCAUAUGAUCUAUCAAACAAGAAAAUGAGCAAGGGGACAAAACUAGCGAUUGUUUUGGGGGGUGUAACAUUACUGUUUCUUCCAGGUCUUAUAGUAAUCUUCUGCUGUUUCAAGAAAAAAGUUGGUGAACAAAAUGUUGCACCUACAGAGAAAGGUGAGAAGCUUAGGGAGGACUUUGGGAGUGGUGUGCAAGAACCUGAGAGAAACAGGCUGAUGUUUUCCGAAGGUUGUUCUCAUAGUUUUGAUCUGGAGGACUUGUUGAGAGCUUCAGCUGAAGUGCUUGGGAAGGGAAGUUGUGGAACAACAUAUAAAGCCAUCUUGGAGGAUGGAACAACAGUGGUUGUGAAGAGGUUAAGAGAAGUGGCGAUGGGGAAAAAGGAAUUUGAACAGCAAAUGGAGUUUGUCCAAAGACUUGAUCAUCACCCAAAUGUGAUUCCCCUUCGUGCUUACUACUAUUCCAAAGAUGAAAAACUAAUGGUCUAUGACUACUCAACAGCCGGCAGUUUUUCCAAGUUAUUGCAUGGAUCGAGGGAAACUGGAAGACCUCCACUAGAUUGGGAUACAAGAUUGAAGAUCAUGGUUGGAGCUGCUAGGGGCAUCGCUCAUAUCCACUCAGCCAAUGGAAGGAAACUAGUCCAUGGCAAUAUAAAAUCAUCCAAUGUGAUUCUCUCAAUAGAUCUUCAAGGCUGCAUAUCAGAUUUUGGCCUAACUCCACUAACAAGUUUCUGUGCCUCCUCCAAAAGUCCAGGCUAUGGAGCACCUGAAGCUAUCGAGACACGAAAAUGCUCACAAAAAUCUGAUGUGUACAGCUUUGGUGUUCUCCUUCUUGAGAUGCUGACUGGCAAAACACCAGUUCAGUAUUCAGGGCACGGUCAUGAUGAAGUGGUUGAUCUUCCAAAGUGGGUCCAAUCUGUAGUGAGAGAGGAGUGGACUGCUGAAGUGUUUGAUCUUGAGCUUAUGAGAUAUCCAAACAUUGAAGAUGAGCUUGUGCAGAUGCUGCAACUGGCAAUGGCAUGCGUGGCAGUGAUGCCUGACACGAGGCCUUCAAUGGAGGAAGUUGUUAGGACAAUUGAAGAAAUUAGAGAAUCUAUUUAUGAAAACUAGCCAUCAUCUCAGAGAACAUGUUCAAAGGGUCCUAUGCUUUCACUCUAAAUAAGUGAAUGAAUGGCUUCUUAGAAGAGGAAGAUGCAGGAAUAUUUUCCAAAUGCCCGUGGCUACAAACUGCAAGAAAAGUGUACAUCCAUUACCCACUUCUAAACAUACCUAGUCAAGAUUCACUUGAGGUCUUAGCAUCAAAACAAAAAUGCUUGUAUUUUUUUUACCUUUUCAUAUUUCAUUUGCAUGAUGUUUAAAGCCACACUGAAGUAAUAGACAAAAGUUUAAAUUA